UAUGAUAAAAUUGGAAAGGAACUCAGUGAGCAUGAGGAAGUCGUUGCUAAACAAAAAGAAAUAACUGAGGCUUUGAAAAUAGCAAACAAAAAGCUUACUGAAGAUAUAAUGAAGAAAGAAACGGACAUACUCAAUAUGGAAAAGAAGGAUGAUACAAUAGCUGCUUUACAACAAGAUGUUAAAGAUAAAAAUCUGAAAUUAAUAGAAGCUAAAACUCAGUUAGAAGCUAAACAAAAAAUGAUACAUGAACUAGUUGGGAAUUGGAAAGCUGAAGAAGCACAGUGUGCAGUUUACAAAAAAGACUUUGACGAGGAACAUGAUGAUCGACUGAAAGUUCUAGGUCAGUGUGAAGAUUUGAAGCAGAAAUUAAUUGAAGAAAAAAUGAAAUAUCGUGAAUUGCAACAAAAGUAUGGUAUUAGUCGUACUAUUGAAAAGAAGCCAUCAAUUGAACAUCGUUUAAGUACAUCUAUGACUGAUGAAUAUGACAAAUCAAGAAGAGCAUCAAUGGAGCAAGUUUUGAAGGAGAGGGCAGGACUGGAAAAGAAAAAUAUAGAAUUAGAGCAAGCAAAGACAGAAAUGGAGGGAAGAAUAGAUACCCUUUAUGCACAAAUGACUCAGAGUCAAGAGAAACACAAAACUGAGGUCAGUGAGCUAAGUGAAAAGCUUAAUAAUGAAAUGAAGUCCAAUGAACAACUGGCUAAUGAGUUGCGUAGAAUGAGAAAACAACAUGAAAAGCAAAUUGAUGACAUGAGGAAUGCCAACAAAGUAUUGAUGGAAAAAGUUUUGGCAUUAGAGAGAAAAGGACAAGACGAUGAAUCACAUCAUUCUAAUCGUAUUUCUAUUGAUACGUCAUUAAUCAACAUGGAACCACAACUGACAGCAGAAGAAAUGACAGCACUCUUCAGAAACGGGCCUGCACAACAAACACACGUUGAACAAGAAAUGAUGGCAGAAAAUUGAUGUAGCAAUAGAUAGUCAGUCACUGUACUCACAUUCCUUAUUCCUAUUGAUCUACACAAUUUAGAAAAUAUGAAUUAUACCGUA
Amphimedon queenslandica is the source of this 1044-nucleotide messenger RNA. Its product is annotated as liprin-alpha-4-like. NCBI's taxonomy places the organism in Eukaryota, Metazoa, Porifera, Demospongiae, Haplosclerida, Niphatidae. The transcript has 9 exons. The record is from RefSeq and is a predicted model, not a curated record. The coding region runs from base 109 to 960 and encodes 283 amino acids.